Suillus subaureus is the source of this 2750-nucleotide messenger RNA. RefSeq names its product chloride channel. NCBI's taxonomy places the organism in Eukaryota, Fungi, Basidiomycota, Agaricomycetes, Boletales, Suillaceae. Gene Ontology annotation, cellular component: fungal-type vacuole; endoplasmic reticulum; membrane. Bases 301 to 2664 code for a protein of 787 amino acids. The transcript is spliced from 18 exons. The record is from RefSeq and is a predicted model, not a curated record. Gene Ontology annotation, biological process: intracellular copper ion homeostasis; chloride transport; intracellular iron ion homeostasis. Gene Ontology annotation, molecular function: voltage-gated chloride channel activity.
CCCGUUCAAUUGGUCUUUCAUUUGAAUCUUGCGGUCGACACUGACCGUCAUCAUUCACAUGCACAGCCCAGGGGUCAGCUUCAAAAAAUCGAGGCACGAUUUACUGAUACGCUCAGUGCAAACUCUCAAUUGCAAAGCGGUGUAGAUUAAGUAGUAACGUAUUUCGCCGCUGCAGGGUGCCCGAUACAAAUUUAGAGGCAAACCCCGUCUGUCCGGCCGUCCGCCUGAAUCUGGAGUGCUGACAUAAUCGUCACUAUCCUACUCACACCGAAGUGUUAUUUACAGGACUUGUCAGGUUUCAUGACGCGAAUUGGCGCGCAGUAUGGAAGGCAGCUCGACAACAGAGAUUAUGAGGAAGAGAUAGAGCAAAUUCGACGUUAUGAGGAUUUCACGACCAUUGAUUGGAUUCAAGAUUCGAUAGUAGAACGGAACAGACGCAUACGCAAUGCAAAGGCAGCAAAGGCGGCCUACCGCGGUCCUCGCGGUGAGAUCACACCUACAUGGGUGUGGGCUCAGCUCUGGAGGUUUCUGAGAGCUGGAGAACCCUGGCUUGUGAUAAGUUUAGUUGGUAUCUUCAUUGGCGCGAAUGCUGCUUUCAUUUCAAUUGUCACGGAAUGGCUCUCGGACAUCAAAAUGGGAUACUGUACGGACGGAUGGUGGUUAAACUCCCAAUUUUGCUGCUGGGAAGUUGAAAGUGAUGAGGAGUUUUGUCCUUCAUGGCGUCUGUGGAGUACGGCGCCUCCAGCACGAUGGUUGAUCUAUGUUAUAUUCGCGGCUAUAUUUUCGUUUGUAGCGGCUCAUCUUGUUCGUAGCAUGGCGAAAUAUGCUGCUGGAUCUGGCAUUUCAGAAAUCAAAUGCAUUCUCACGGGCUUCAUCAUGCAAGGGUUCCUCGGGUAUGCAACCUUCUUCAUCAAGAGCCUUACGCUUCCUUUGGUGAUUGCUUCUGGGUUGUCCGUUGGUAAGGAAGGCCCUUCGGUGCAUGUUGCGUGCUGUAUUGGAGCUAUCGUCGCCAGCUGGUUCCAGCGGUUUUCUCGAAGUCAAGGGAAAAUGCGUGAAAUUAUCACUGCCGCCAGUGCUGCAGGAGUGGCAGUUGCUUUUGGGUCACCAAUCGGUGGUGUUCUGUUUUCUAUUGAGGAGAUGAGCCAGAUGUUUCGCAUCAAAACGAUGUGGAGAAGUUUCGUGUGCGCGUUGGUGGCGACGUUUACGUUAUCCGUGAUGAAUCCGUUCAGAACGGGAAAGCUUGUGUUAUUCCAAGUGACAUAUAACCGUGAUUGGCAUUUCUUUGAGAUUAUCUUCUUUAUCAUACUUGGAAUAUUUGGCGGACUCUACGGCGCGUUUAUUGUCAAAUUUAACAUGCAGGUAGCUGCAUUUCGUCGAAAACACCUCGCAGCACACGGCGUUGCAGAAGCUGUUAUUCUUGCGACCCUCACUGCGACUAUUGGUUACUUCAAUCGUUUCAUGCGCAUUGACAUGACAGAGAUGAUGUCAAUUCUCUUUCGUGAAUGCGAAGGAGGCGGAGAUUACGACAAUUUAUGCCAAAUGACUGUUCAGUGGCCCAUGGCGAACUCUCUCCUUCUCGCUACAUUCAUACGCAUGGGAUUUGUCGUGAUUUCUUAUGGGGCGAGGGUCCCCGCAGGUAUCUUCGUACCUUCGAUGGCUGUUGGAGCAACUUUUGGGCGGAUGGUUGGCAUCAUGGUAAAGGCAAUGUAUCGUGCUUAUCCUCACUCAGGGAUCUUUGCGGUUUGCGACCCAAAUGUACCGUGUAUCACACCGGGCACUUACGCCUUUCUUGGAGCCGCGGCAGCUCUUAGCGGAGUUAUGAGGAUAACUGUGACUGUUGUCGUUAUCAUGUUCGAGCUCACUGGAGCAUUGACGUACAUUUUACCGACUAUGAUUGUCAUACUGGUAACAAAGGCUAUCGGUGACUUCCUUGGUACUCGUGGCAUUGCAGAUGAGGCGAUUCGAUUCAAUGGCUAUCCGAUCCUUGAGAACGAGGAUCACGGCUUCAAUGUCUCAGUUUCGGAGGUCAUGAAGAAGGAUCUUGAUAUUCUGUUUGCAUCUGGGAUGCUUGUCUCUGAUGUUGAGCGAUUGUUAGCGUCUACCAAUGUGAAAGGUUUUCCGAUAGUUGCUUCCGAAUCGUCUCAAACGCUUGUUGGGUACAUGGGCAGAACUGAAUUGCGUUACGUACUAGACAAAGCCCAAAACGUGGGGGAUAUAUCCCCAAGCACGCCCUGUGCGUUUACUAGAGAAGUCUCCGACCAAGAGGACUUUGUUUUAUCAGACAUGACUUCUGGAUCAGCUCUUGGUGUUGAAGAAGACAUAGCGACGGAGUUUAUAGAGACAAGUGCAACUAUCGAUGUGCUUAAACUCUGGCCUUGGGUGAACCAGACACCUCUUACCGUAUCUCCGCGGCUACCACUGGAGAUAGUAACGCAAUUGUUCAAGAGGAUGGGUCCCCGGGUGAUACUUGUCGAGGAACACGGUUUGUUGAAAGGCCUGGUAACCGUUAAAGAUGUCCUGCGGUUCAACGCGACAGAGCAACCUAUUGGGGAUCUGCAUUGGGAUGCGGGUGAACUGGAGGCUGCUCUUGAUGUUAUGUGGAUUUGGGCGGUAGGGAUUGGGGAAACUUCCAUGGAGUGGUUUAGACGCUUGAUACGUCAGUGAUGCUGCCGUGUUUUUUUUCUACUUGCUAUCCUAAUAGAUGGUCCAUGUACUAACUCGUGCUUCUCUAACUCUUAUGUGAAAUUGCA